Messenger RNA from Dibothriocephalus latus, 474 nucleotides. Lineage: Eukaryota; Metazoa; Platyhelminthes; Cestoda; Diphyllobothriidea; Diphyllobothriidae. The record is from the annotation of a GenBank genome assembly.
AUGGAAGAAUUAAACAGGAUUGUGUGUGCUUAUUUUGCAGAAGUUUCAACCACCGCUACUACCGAAACCACUGCGUCCACGACGGAGGCGACAGCAACCGUGCCAACUGUAGGAAAUUUGAAUGCAUUGCCUCUAAACGACACCGCCAUUCGUGUGAGCUGGACCAAACCACGUCCUGAGAAUGAAUUCAAAGACGAGUACUACGUUACCAUCUCCAUUAAGGGUUAUAAGCGGAAAAUUGUAACCAGUUACACGUCGAUCAUCGUUGACAACAUGGAUCUUUCCAAGAUGAACAACAUCACAGUACAAGCUGUUUGGGCCAAUGGCACAGUUGUUUCCAAGGGCGUAUCAACCUCCGUGCAGAUGCCUUCUACUGAAGUUUCAACCACCGCUACUACCAAAACCACUAAGUCCACGACGGAGGCGACAACAACCGGUAAGCUUAAAUGUCCGUCUGAUCCUAUUGCAAACUAG